GAUAACAAACAAAUGGCAGUUCAGCAGAAGCCGUCUAGUGAAUAGGAGUGACUACAGCAGAACGGAGUGAAUAUACGCGUCGAAGAAAAAAAUUGAAUUUGUGAAAAUUUAUAAAUUAAAUUUUGUGAAAAAAUGCAGUUGGAGUUAAUGCGCGCUACGCCUAAAAGGGGUUUUCAUAUACCACAAUAUUGGGAUGCUGACAACCGUAACAACAUUUGUAUACAGUGUACCGAUGGUGUUGCAUUGGCUUUAAAAUACAAGGAAGGCGUACUUUUAGCUACCACCAGAGCAGAAACGAAAAGUUACGAAACAAUUUAUAAGUUAACGGACAAAAUAUGUGCUUGCGUAUAUGGCGCUAUUGGUGAUAUUCAGCAAAUAAUGAAGAUGGCUAUUUCGCAAAUCAAAUUGCUGGAGUACAACACGGAGCAUGAAGUACCAGUGCGCGGUGUUACACAGAUCAUUAGAAAUUUGCUACAUUCACUACAAAAGAAUGCGACACCACACCCUAUAUAUGCGGAAAUAAUUGUUGGUGGCGUUGAUUGUGAUGGCUACAGCAUUUGUCAUAUAUUAUCAGAUACAUUCAAAUAUUACAGAGGUGAUUACUGUCUUAUGGGCGAUAAAGAUGGUUUGAUUUUGUUGGAUAAAUCUUAUAACAAGGAUUUAACAGAGGAAAUUGCACAACAAUUGGCGGAAGAUGUUAUGCAAAUGAAGCAUAAGAAUAUAAGAAAAAUGAAAUUCUGUAUAAUAGACAGUAAUGGUGUGCGCGAAAUAACGAAGGAAUCGGCUGAUGAAAACAAACACGUCAAUGUUGCAGUAUUAAGUGAUGAUUUUCGUAGAGAUUUUGUGUUAUUCAAAGAGGAAAGUAAUAAAGUUACACCAUUUUGUUCAUUCAAACGCGAAAUAUUGUCAUCCAGUAGAGAACAGCGUACCGUUACAGAAAUGUCACUAAGUCCACCAAGUUCACCAAUUGACGAUGAAAAACCAUCAACUUCAAAGGCGGCAAAAACGCCAGUCCAAGUUUCAAGCUAUACGACUUCCUUGGCGUGGCCAUCUGAUAAAAAGGAUGACAUCGUAAUUGAUUUUGAUUUUGAUUUUGAAUGAUUAAAAAUUGAAAUUAAACAAUCAAGCAUAA
Molecule: messenger RNA, 1132 nt
Organism: Zeugodacus cucurbitae (melon fly)
Lineage: Eukaryota; Metazoa; Arthropoda; Insecta; Diptera; Tephritidae
Exons: 5
Coding region: 133-1101 (322 amino acids)
Cellular component (GO): proteasome core complex, beta-subunit complex; proteasome core complex
Source: RefSeq, a predicted model, not a curated record